Vanderwaltozyma polyspora DSM 70294 is the source of this 459-nucleotide messenger RNA. RefSeq names its product Spo73p (gene SPO73). The coding region runs from base 1 to 459 and encodes 152 amino acids. NCBI's taxonomy places the organism in Eukaryota, Fungi, Ascomycota, Saccharomycetes, Saccharomycetales, Saccharomycetaceae. The record is from RefSeq and is a predicted model, not a curated record. The transcript has a single exon.
AUGCAUAUGCUAUUAACCCAAUUACCAAAAAUGUUAGGUUUGUUGGCUACUAUAGAUAGUCUACCGGAAGAGGUAAUCAUAGAAAAUGAAAGAGGCAUAUCUGUUUUAGGAUAUCCAUUGUUCUCUUCAAAACUAUUAGUCCCACAAUUGGAUCCGCCUCAAUUUCAGUUAUACAAUAAAUUACAGAAUAAUCUAGUAAGUAUUGUAAUAAACAGACUCAACAUUGUCACUUCAAUCGAGAAAAUAUUCCCGUUGAAUCUCAAUGAAAAUAAUCACAAUUACCACUCAACUGAUAAUUGUAAAUGGUUUGUGCUUAUGGAUUACAAUGGAACAUUAGAUUCUGACGAUCAAGGAUGGUUUUAUUCAUGGAAUUUCAACAAUAAUCGAUGGAAAUCUAAAAAUGGGAUAGUUAGAAGAAGAAUCUGGAUUCGAAUGUCAUCUUCAAAUGAUUAUAUUUGA